UACUCACCUUAUCAAACUAUCUUCUUCUUGGUUCUUCAUCAUCUUCUCUACACAUUUCUUCUCUUCAAAAACUUAUUAGUCUUAACUCUUAAGAAACAGAAAGUAGAAAUGGAAGGUAAAGGGAAAGUCGGAUCAUCUUCUUCUUCUUCCUUCACUAAUCAGCUCUUUGGCCCCAAGGAACCUUCUUCCUCCUCCAACUUCAGCUCCAUUUUCCCUCCUCCCUCCAAGGGAACAACAGGAAACAUGAUCUUAAGCUCCAAACAUGGGUCCCUGGGCCAAUGCCAAGAAUCUGCAACCUGCAAUCUAAGUUCGUCUCUUUACUACGGUGGUCAAGACGUUUAUUCUGGAUCAACAAGCAACCAUACUUACCAUACCGUUAACAAGGCUCAUUCCAGAGGAGACAGUGAGGCUAGUGAAAACAACUCGAUGGACGCAUCUAGAGGAAACUGGUGGAAAGGUUCACUCUACUAUUAGAAUCUUCUUUACAAAGUAUCAAGAACAUCUACUGGAAACAAAAUGAUUUCGGUCGUAUCUUUCUUUGUUUGACUUGUGUGAAAGAAAUUGCAUCAAUGAUGCUUUGUUAGUGUUUCUGUAAAAUGUUAUAUCAAAUAUUAGAUUUUGUAA
Brassica napus (rape) is the source of this 624-nucleotide messenger RNA. RefSeq lists its product as uncharacterized. The transcript is spliced from 5 exons. Bases 109 to 474 code for a protein of 121 amino acids. Lineage: Eukaryota; Viridiplantae; Streptophyta; Magnoliopsida; Brassicales; Brassicaceae. The record is from RefSeq and is a predicted model, not a curated record.